GAGAAGAAGAGAGGAGGCGGAGCCGGAGGAAGUAUCUACCACGUUAGUUAGUGCUUUCUUAGUAGUUGGUUGUUCUUCCACCGCAGAUAAGCAGCAGGUUGUCAGCGUUUUAAUCUAAAAAUGAACGGGCUAGACGAGGAACCAAUGGCACCACAGACCUUUCUUUACGGUUGUGUGCUGGAAGCUGGAAAGGAGGUGUUGUUCAAUCCAGAGGAUGAUGAAUUUGAGCAUCAGCUAGAUCUAAGGAUGGCCUGUGUGGACCCCAGCACGAAAGAUGAACUUCACAUGGUGGAAGUGGAAGGACAAGACACAGAGGGUCAGAUCAUCAAGGCAGCACUGGUUUCACUUAAGCCCUCUACCCUGCCAAGUGUGUGUCUCGGUGGCUUCACAAUCUCACCCCCAGCGACUUUCCGUCUGAAGGCAGGUGCUGGUCCAAUCCAUAUCAGUGGACAACACCUUGUCAUGAUGGGGGCCGAUAUGUCUUCUGAUGAUGAAGAUGAUGACGACGAGGAGGAGGAGGAGGAAGAUGUCAGAACAUCAAAGAAAAGACCUGCUCCCUCCCCUGCCCUCAAGACUCCGAAAAAAAUUAAAAUGGAGGAGGAUGACGAAGACGACGAGGAUGAAGAUGAUGAGGAUGAUGAAGAGGAUGAUGACGAGAGUGAGGAAGAGUCCCCUGUUAAGGCCAAGCCGACUCCAUCCAAACAACCAGCCCCUGCUCAGAAUGGCAAGAGUCCUAAACCGGUCACUCCAGCUAUAAAGCAGGAAAAGACCUCUAAAGGUAAGGGUGACAAGACUCCUAAACCCCCGACGACUCCCAAAGGAACUGCCUCGACUGCUGAGAUUAAAGCCAAGUUGAAGGGAGUAACCUUACCCAAAAUCCAGCCCAAGUUUGAAAACUUUAUGAUGAAAUGUCAUAAUGUCUCAGACGCCAAGGUUAUUGCGGAGCUGUGGAAGUGGAGACAGACGUUGAAGGAUGAUAAAUAAGUCUGUUGUUUUAUUCCUUUUUUAUGACCGGUUUAUACCCAUAGCACCUCUGAAACCAAACUCAGUGCCUCACAAGUCAAUAAUUCCAAGUCUAGUCCAGCUCCACCUGCCCUCCUGUACAAGGACACUCAAGAGAGAGUGAUGUGGAUGCUGACAGUGCACUGUGGAGUUGCAUUGUCUUAUUUUUUAUUUUAUUUUUUUUCCCCUCCAUCACCCUUUCACAUGGGGCAGUGAAAUGAUUUGGUUUGUUGAAUAAAAGGGAGAGCCAACUUACAAAUUUGCAGCUUUGUAAAUGUGUAAAUAAAAUUCUUGCUAGAUUGUUGGCACCCGGGUAUGGAGGAUAUGUUCAUGUGUUUUUUUUUUUUUUUUUUUAUUUUUAUAUAUACCUUUAAAAUAAUUUGGCAUCAGGCAGGAACAAUAAAUGCAUCACAUCAUUACACUUAAAACGCAUACAAGGCUAGCAAACAAUAGCUCAAACAAUAGAACAUUGGGUAGUGUUGGCAGACAUCGGCAGUGAUGAUUGCAGUAUUGAUUUUAUUUUUUUGUAGUAUUGUCCACCAUGAACAUAACAAAAAAAACUGUUGCACUAUUUGAGAGGUUUUGAAUGUGUAUGCUAUUGUGAGAUUUCUACAGCCCAGAUCUGAUGACGACAAACUGUCCACUUAACGUAUCACAAUUCUUCAUUCAUUUUACCGUCUGGAAGUAACCAUUAACCAUUUGGUAUUAAGCAGCAAGCUGUUAACCUUUGCGAAAACGUUAGAAAUAAAGUGCCCUUCACAUUUCAGCACUGUAGAUGGAGAAUGGUCUGUUUCGGUUGUAUGUAUUGCCAUGAUUACUACCUAAUAGGUCAAGGUUAACAUACUAACUGAGCAACUGGAAGGUUUUAAGCAACUGUUUAACUCCUUUGCACAUUCCUUUAUGUUGAAGCAAGGAUUUGCAGAGGAGUCUCAAAGUUCCCACCUGUACUGAAGUUAAAUGAGGCUACACAUUGUGUUCAUGUAGCCGGUUAACGUAACCUUAGGGAUGUAAAUGUGGAUGCAUGGGGCCUGUUAAAGUAGAUUAUUCCAUGUUCUCAAGAAAUAAGUUUGUCCUAAUAGUGCUUUGGGUUUGGAUGGACUGUAACAAAGAUUGAUUAAAAGGAAACUCUGUAAUUGUUGCCAUUUGUUUUAUUUCUCUGCAAUAAAAGUUGAUAAGUUUGCCCCA
Messenger RNA from Perca flavescens (yellow perch), 2187 nucleotides. RefSeq names its product nucleophosmin 1a (gene npm1a). Lineage: Eukaryota; Metazoa; Chordata; Actinopteri; Perciformes; Percidae. Gene Ontology annotation, biological process: ribosomal small subunit export from nucleus; positive regulation of transcription by RNA polymerase II; ribosomal large subunit biogenesis. The transcript is spliced from 11 exons. Gene Ontology annotation, cellular component: nucleoplasm; cytoplasm; nucleolus. The record is from RefSeq and is a predicted model, not a curated record. Gene Ontology annotation, molecular function: RNA binding; chromatin binding; histone binding. The coding region runs from base 121 to 984 and encodes 287 amino acids.